AUGGAGGGCGUCGAGACUGUGGAUGUGAGCUGGCUCCAUCAUUCACAAAAAGAUUAUGUCUCCCGUUCCAAGUCAGUGAACGAUAAAUCAGGCGCCGAUUCGGAUCUCCCAACUUCACCGAAGCGAAAUCCAUCCACGUCAGAGAAGAACGCCAUUUCCAAUGGUCAUCAUCCACAGCCUCCGUCGACAACCUCUGUCUUUCCGGAAUACAAAGAACCUACAAAUGGCGACACUCAAACUGGAGGGGCACCGAAAAGCAACGACACAAAUACACCUCAGAAGUCUGGAAGCAAGCCGAUUUCAAUCAGACGGAAUUCAUGGAUUUCGAACCUGAGCUCGAAGUUCUCCUCUGGAUCGACACCCCCGUCCCAGUCAAACAUCAAAGGAUCCCAGCCAAGUCCCAAGACAGCAAACUUCGACCCCCCAAAUCCAUUUGGAGCAGCGUAUUCCCCCAAGGACAAAGAGGAGGAGAAGAAAGAUGAAAGCAAUCCGUUCACCUCAUCCUCGCCUAGAGGUUCAUCGUUUCUUUCAAAUGCUUUUCGCAAGCUUUCCUCGUCCGGGGGUUCCGGGCUGGGCAAGGCGCCCGCGAAUGGAGUUAUCUGCGAACGCCGUGUGAUGAACAUCGAUCGAAACAGAGAUCGGUGUAAGGUCCCGGACCUGGACCAAGGGAAGCUGCGUCGUGUCGCCUUUUCCGUGGAUGUUGAAAUCGCAGGGAUAUCGCGCAGGGAGUCCGAAGACGACGAUUCUGCUCAGAGCAAUGCGCGACGUUUAUUCUCCGAUUCGAAUAGUUCCAAGUCCAAGAAGUCGAACCAGAAGUCGAAAGAUAAGGGUGAAGCCGCUGCAUUGAAAUCCCCUGAGGCAGCAGCUGUCGAUAAGGAAAAACAGGAACAGACCCAAACGAACAAUGGCCCAUCAGAUCCUGCAUCGGGCGAGCCUAAAGCGGCGGAAGGCGAGGGCAAAGAGCCUUCGCGGAAACAGGAGAAGAAGAAGCGUUCGGAAGAGGAAAGACGGGAGCGCAGAGAGCGCAGACGAAGGCAAGCCGUGGCGAACGGCUCAAUACCUUUGCAGCUGAAUGCUGAUGAUGAGUCUAGCGCUCCAUCGCAGUCCCACCCGACGACUGAUCCCGUUCGCAUCUACCGUCGCUGUUGUCAGCUGCGCGAGAGCCCCGUUCUCAAGAGGAUAGUCGACGAGAUUUCCUCUCCCUCGUCCACCCUGGUGGAGUCGCCUGGGACAGUGGCUGCCCUCGAGCUCAAGGACUUCCCGAUGACCACGGAAGACAUUGCCACGUUCUGCGACUGGCUAGCUGUCGUACCCGUCCGUAAACUAAUACUCGAGAACUGUGGUUUGACAGAUGAUUCGACCCGUGCCAUCCUUUCAGCACUUCUCUCAACCAAGACCGUUGAACAGAUGAAGCAUAGACGAGGGCGACCCGGCAAGGCCAAGCCACAGACAAUCACAAGUGAAGAGAGAGUUAGUGUUGUGGAAAAGCUGUCACUGAAGGAUAACUCGAAAAUUGGGCCAGAGGGAUGGCGCCACAUCUGCCUCUUCAUCCAUCUUUCAAAGUCCCUGAAGGCUAUCGAUCUGUCGGGUAUCCCGUUCCCCAAGGCAUCCGUUACCGCAACCGUUCCUGGAGAGGCUGUAUCUGCGGCUACAGAGCUCUCCACCGUAUUCGCAAGAUCCCUAGCGGAGCGUUUCGGCGGCGAUCACCUCGAAGAAUUGUUGAUCAGUGAAUGCCGGCCAGCUACGGACGAUGUGCGCAGAAUCUGCGAUGCCGCCACUGCUGUCGGCCUGAAGAGGUUCGGAUUUGCCAACAACAACCUGACGAAGGAGGGUUUGGAACACGUCGUUCGGUAUGUCAAGACCGGUAAAUGCGAGGGUCUUGACCUUGGUGGAAAUCCUAUCCAGGAUCAUCUCGACUUGCUUAAUCCCGCCAUGGAGAAAGACCAUCCACUUUAUGCGCUGAGCUUGGCGGAUUGCUCUCUGACGCCUUCUGUGCUUUAUCCGUUGUUCCAAGGACUGACACGUUUGUCGAACCUGCGUUUCGUCGACUUCUCUCAUAACCCGGGACUUUUUUCUGCUCAGCCAGACGCGCUGGCCAUAUUUAGACGGUUCCUCCCAAAAAUGACUUCUCUCAAGCGCAUUCACCUUGCGGAUGUCAAUCUCUCCGCGGACCACGCCAUCGCACUCGCUGAAGUUCUUCCUGAUAGCCCAAGCCUGUGCCAUUUGAACAUCCUGGAAAACCCCUCGAUAACUGCUCUUGCCUCUUCGACCGAUGCCCGCAGUCAGGAGGAGGCAUGCGCUGUUUAUGCAUCCCUCAUGGCUGCCGUCCGGGUUUCACGUACAAUCAUCGCCGUUGAUAUCGAAGUCCCCAGCGCGGAAAAUAACGAAAUCGUGAAGGCCCUGGCAUCCCAGAUCGUCGCCUACUCCCUUCGUAAUCUCCAACGAGGCGCCAUUGCAGAGGAACUCACCAGUCCUACGGAGCCGGUCGCUGAUCGAGCCGACGUCCCAGUUCCCGAAGUUCUCCAGCACAUUGUAGGCAAUGGCUUUGGCGACGAAUGUGACGAUGAAGAUGACGACCUUGCUCCGGAUGAAGACUACGUUAUUGGUGGUACCGGAGUGGUAAAGGCUUUAGGAGUAUGCUUGGGUGCGAGAGACCAUCAUACUCUUGGCGACCAGUCCGCACCGCCCAGUGGAACUACAACACCCCGGCACAGGAAGUCUAGGUCUCUUGCCACUAAUACUAAGAGGCCGCGAGACAUGUCGAAGAACUUGCUGGAGACAGCCCGCAAUAUCCGUACCAGGAUCCAGUCGGCUCUUGUUCGCGAAGACAAGGCCGGUAAUGAAACAAACUACAGACGCUUGCAAUUCCUCGACUUUACACUCCAUCGGAUGAUCCAGCGGUUCGAGGAUGAGUAUCCAGAAACGCGGGUCUUCCCGCCUGUCCCUAGGGCUGUCGCGGAUAACAGCUCUCAGCAUUCUGGAGACUCUGCCAAUGGAUCGGGUACCAAUAGCGGAGGCCAGCUUAAUCUGAAUAACAUCGACAACGAAAACGCCAUCGACGAUGAAGAUACGGAGCAUUAUGCCAUUGGCCGCCUCUCUCGCGCCAGCUCAAUGACCUCUCUCCACUCCCGUGCAAUGACCUCCGAAGAAGGCCAUGUCCACCGACUGGGCCAGGGCCUCCGCCGCGACUUCCUCAGCCCGUCCAUCGACCAAGAAGCGGAUGAUGAUGAUGAUGAUGAUGAUUCUUCGGGUCUUGAUGAUGCUUAUAUCACCGCGUUGCGCGACAAACUGGACCGUCUGCAUGAAGAACAAGAGCGUUCUUCUCGUUUUUCGGAUAAGACUUUCGAGGAACUGGGUUCGACCGUGGACGACCUCUGGACGACCCAGAGACAAGAUUCGGAGGCGUUCGAACGGUUCAAGCAGAGCCAGAUUGCUGCCCAAAUUAACAGUGGCAGACGGAGUCGGCCUGACACUGCCAAUGCCGCGGGCCAGGAUUCUGAAGAGAAGUCUUCAUAA
Molecule: messenger RNA, 3516 nt
Organism: Aspergillus glaucus CBS 516.65
Lineage: Eukaryota; Fungi; Ascomycota; Eurotiomycetes; Eurotiales; Aspergillaceae
Product: putative cell wall biogenesis protein Mhp1
Exons: 2
Coding region: 1-3516 (1171 amino acids)
Biological process (GO): positive regulation of inflammatory response
Cellular component (GO): cytoplasm
Source: RefSeq, a predicted model, not a curated record